This is a messenger RNA of Vigna umbellata (rice bean), 3038 nucleotides long. Lineage: Eukaryota; Viridiplantae; Streptophyta; Magnoliopsida; Fabales; Fabaceae. The record is from RefSeq and is a predicted model, not a curated record.
GGAUCUGGUUCAGAUGCUUUUCGUGUCAGUGUUUCAAGUGCCCCUAGUACUUCGAGUCAUGGAUCUGCACCAGAUGACUAUGAUGCCCUGGGGGAUGUAUACAUAUGGGGCGAGGUUAUCUGUGAUCAUGUUAAAAUUGGUGCUGAUAAAAAUGUCAAUUAUUUCAGCCCAAGGGCAGAUGUACUUCUCCCUAGACCACUGGAAGCCAAUGUAGUUUUAGAUGUGCAUCAUAUAGCAUGUGGUGUUAGACAUGCUUCUCUAGUCACUAGGCAAGGUGAAGUUUUUACAUGGGGCGAAGAAUCAGGAGGACGCCUUGGUCAUGGUGUUGGGAAGAAUUUGGUUCAACCUCGUCUAGUUGAAGCGUUGACUUCUACAACUAUUGAUUUUGUUGCCUGUGGAGAGUUUCAUUCAUGUGCUGUUACAAUGGCUGGGGAACUAUACACAUGGGGUGAUGGUACACAUAAUGCAGGGCUUCUUGGUCAUGGAAGUGAUGUCAGCCAUUGGAUACCAAAGAGAAUUGCCAAUUCAUUAGAGGGACUUCAAAUUGCAUUUGUUGCUUGUGGUCCAUGGCACACAGCGCUGAUAACUUCAACAGGGCAGCUGUUUACAUUUGGGGAUGGAACAUUUGGUGUCCUGGGCCAUGGAAAUAAGGAAAAUGUUUCAUAUCCUAAAGAAGUGGAAUCCUUGUCUGGACUGAGGACAAUAGCUGUAGCAUGUGGGGUGUGGCAUACUGCAGCUGUUGUAGAAGUUAUGGCAACACACUCCAGUACAAGUGUAUCAUCAGGUAAAUUGUUUACUUGGGGUGAUGGAGACAAAAAUCGCCUUGGACAUGGGGACAAGGAGGCACGUCUUAAACCAACUUGUGUGCCUGCGCUUAUUGAUUACAAUUUUCAUAAAAUUGCUUGUGGACACAGUUUGACAGCAGGCCUGACAACAUCUGGACGUGUUUUUACUAUGGGAAGUACUGUUUAUGGUCAACUUGGGAAUCCCCAGUCUGAUGGGAAGCUUCCAUGCUUGGUUGGAGACAAGAUUGCUGGGGAAUGUGUUGAAGAAAUUGCUUGUGGUGCGUAUCAUGUUGCUGUAUUAACAUCCAAAAAUGAAGUUUAUACUUGGGGGAAAGGUGCAAAUGGGAGAUUGGGUCAUGGAGAUAUCGAAGAUCGAAAUACACCAGCUUUGAUUGAAGCACUGAAGGAUAGACAUGUGAAAUAUAUAGCUUGUGGUUCAAACUACUCUGCUGCCAUAUGCCUUCAUAAGUGGGUAUCUGGUGCCGAGCAGUCUCAGUGCUCUACUUGUAGGCAGGCGUUUGGCUUUACAAGAAAGAGGCAUAAUUGUUAUAACUGUGGAUUGGUCCACUGCCAUUCGUGCAGUUCAAGGAAAGCAUUAAGAGCAGCAUUGGCUCCUAAUCCCGGCAAGCCAUAUCGUGUGUGUGAUUCUUGCUAUGUAAAAUUGAACAAGGUUGCUGAAGCUAGCAAUAGUAAUAGAAGGAAUGCCUUGCCUCGUUUGUCAGGUGAAAACAAGGAUAGACUAGACAAAUCUGAUCUGAGAUUAUCCAAGGCAAUAAUUCCUUCUAAUGUGGAUUUGAUAAAGCAACUAGAUAAUAAGGCAGCCAAGCAAGGAAAGAAAAAUGAUACAUUCUCUCUGGUACGCACCUCACAACCACCUUCUCUGCUACAGCUGAAAGAUGUUGUCAUGUCCACUGCUCUUGAUCUGAGACGAACAGUCCCAAGACCGGUGGUUGCACCAUCAGGAGUAAGUUCCAGAUCUGUGUCACCUUUUUCGAGAAGAACAAGCCCCCCUCGCUCAGCUACUCCAAUUCCAACAACUUCAGGACUUUCCUUCUCGAAAAGUAUUUCUGAUAGCUUGAAGAAGACAAAUGAUCUUUUAAAUCAAGAAGUGCAGAAGUUACAUGCUCAGGUUGAGGGCCUGAGACAGAGAUGUGAACUGCAAGAAUUAGAGCUUCAAAGGUCAGCAAAAAAGACUGAAGAAGCUAUGUUACUGGCUGCUGAGGAAUCUGCAAAAUGUAAAGCUGCAAAAGAAGUUAUAAAGUCACUCACAGCACAGCUCAAAGAUCUAGCCGAGAAGCUUCCUCCUGGAGUUUAUGAUACUGAGAACAUAAGACCAGCUUACCUACCAAAUGGUCUUGAGCCAAAUGGCAUCCACUAUCCAGAUUCAAAUGGGGAGCAGCAGCACUCCAGAGCAGAGUCAAUCAGUGGCUCUAGUUUGGCUUCCAUGGGACUUGAAUCCUCUCUACUGAAUAGAACUGCGCGGAAUUCACCAGGAACCAAUGGAACUAAUCUUCACCAGCAAAUCCGGAGCCCUGUGAUCUCUAAUGGGACCAAUACUUAUCCAGAUGUUAAAUUGCCAAACGGUGGUGGUGUAAUUCAUGCAGGUAGCGGUAGCACAGCUGAUGAUGGUAGGGAUUCUGGGAAUUUUCACAAUGACGAGAGUGGUCUGAAAUCAAGGAAUGCUGUACCUGCUGCUAAUACUAAUCAAAUUGAAGCAGAAUGGAUUGAACAAUAUGAACCUGGUGUCUACAUAACACUUGUGGCACUGCGUGAUGGAACUAGAGAUCUGAAGCGAGUACGCUUCAGCCGAAGGAGAUUUGGAGAGCACCAAGCAGAAACCUGGUGGUCGGAGAACCGGGACAAGGUAUAUGAAAGAUACAAUGUUCGCAGUGCAGACAAACCUGCCGGCCAGGCGGCACGUAGUUCAGAAGGGGCUGGUUCACCUGUUUCCCAAACUUAGGAGUAGGGAGAGGAAAGCCCUCCAUUAACAUUUUAUCACACUGAGCAACACUAUAGGGAAGCAAGAAAGCAUUUGAGGAAUCCUUGUUUGUUGGUGGUUCUUAUGUCUAUCCCUAUUCUCUUCUCAGUCUUCUUUUACCCCUUGCCUCAUUCCCUCUUUAAACUAAUUGUCUUCCAUUUAAUCUGGGAAGAUGCCCUUUACAUUUUGUAGUGUAGUGUAUAUAAAAUCACCAGUUCUGAUCAUUUUGACCAAGGAACUACCCUUACCCAUUUCUCCUUCCAUUUUCUUGUUCU